Molecule: messenger RNA, 429 nt
Organism: Protopolystoma xenopodis
Lineage: Eukaryota; Metazoa; Platyhelminthes; Monogenea; Polystomatidea; Polystomatidae
Source: the annotation of a GenBank genome assembly
AUGUACUUUAUGUUGGUUGAAAAUUCACUUAAUCCUUCAAUAUUUUUUAUCUGGUUGUGCGUUCUCAACCUUCUACCAUCUGGUUGGUCUUUAUCCCGGAUAGAACCUUUUCUGCGCCGAUCUGUUGUUCACUUGCAUCAAGCGAUCGUAAAAUCUGAGGUAGAAUUAGGUCUUGUAACCUGUCUUGCGCGUAAAUCUGCCCGAGAUUUGGCGGUUACUGACUCCGAGUCAUCCGUACAUGUUGGCUAUCUAAUGGACAUUGACUCCUUAUCAAAUUGCUGCCGAUGUGGCCUUCCGAUCGAUUCUUUUACUCCAGCCUCCUUGGCCCCUCCUUUUGCUCUCGUCUCCAAAACACCAUCAACUAAAUCCACAGAUUCUGAUCAUGCUGCUUAUUUGCCUGGCGAACUUGUACACGUGCAAUGUCUUUAA